Molecule: messenger RNA, 1062 nt
Organism: Trichosurus vulpecula (common brushtail)
Lineage: Eukaryota; Metazoa; Chordata; Mammalia; Diprotodontia; Phalangeridae
Product: putative olfactory receptor 2I1
Exons: 3
Biological process (GO): G protein-coupled receptor signaling pathway
Cellular component (GO): membrane
Molecular function (GO): G protein-coupled receptor activity; olfactory receptor activity
Source: RefSeq, a predicted model, not a curated record
AUGAAAAUGAAAGAAGAGGAGAUAAAGCGUCUCAAAAAAAUUCUGGGUCAUUUUCUGCCUCCCUAGACCAACCAAAGCACUGGCGAACGCUUCUUCCUUGUGGGAUUCUCCGACUGGCCAUCGCUCCAGCCGCUACUCUUCGCCCUGAUCCUCUUCUGUUACCUCCUUACCCUGGUUGGCAAUUCUACUCUCGUGUUCUUGGUGGUCCGUGAUCCCCGCCUCCACGCGCCUAUGUACUACUUCCUCUGCCACCUCGCCCUGGUGGACGUAUGCUUCACCACCAGCGUUGUUCCGUUGCUGCUGGCCAACCUUUGGGGCUGGGCAAGGGCGCUGUCCCGCGCCGGGUGCAUGACCCAGCUCUACCUCUUCCUGGCACUGGGUUCCACUGAAUGCGUCCUUCUGGCGGUGAUGGCGCUGGACCGCUCGGCCGCCGUGUGCCGUCCGCUACAUUACACAGCCCUGGCCUCGCCCCGCCUCUGCCGAGGGCUGGCGGUUGCCUGCUGGGUGGGUGGGUUCACCAAUUCGCUGGCGCAGACCACACUACUGGCCACCCGACAGUUAUGCGGGCCCGGGCUUGUGGACCAUUUCAUCUGCGAGCUGCCAGCCCUGUUGAAACUGGUCUGCGGGGGCGGGGGAACCGUGGAGCGGCAGAUGUUUGCUGCUCGGGUAGUUAUACUGCUGGUGCCCUCCGCUGUCAUCCUGGUCUCCUAUGGGGCUGUGGGCCAGGCGGUGUGGAAGAUGAAAUCCCAGACAGGGAGGAGAAAAGCAAUGGGGACCUGUGGUUCCCAUCUCACGGCUGUCUGUUUAUUUUAUGGUUCUGCCAUCUACACAUACCUGCAGCCCACACACAGUUACUCCCAGGGGCAGGGCAAGUUCGUCUCCCUGUUCUACACUGUGGUCACUCCUGCCCUUAACCCACUCAUUUACACCCUGAGGAACAAGGAGGUGAAGGGGGCUGCAAAAAGGCUUUUAGGGAGAGCUUCUCUUCUCAACCAAAGGGUCACAUUAUUUGUCAGUGGGCCAGUCCAUCACUCUGAGUCCUCAUGGAUUGGGGAGUGGUGA